This is a messenger RNA of Colletotrichum phormii, 1587 nucleotides long. Its product is annotated as putative zinc finger in N-recognin-domain-containing protein. Gene Ontology annotation, cellular component: cytoplasm. NCBI's taxonomy places the organism in Eukaryota, Fungi, Ascomycota, Sordariomycetes, Glomerellales, Glomerellaceae. Gene Ontology annotation, molecular function: zinc ion binding; ubiquitin protein ligase activity. The record is from RefSeq and is a predicted model, not a curated record. The coding region runs from base 1 to 1587 and encodes 528 amino acids. The transcript has 3 exons.
AUGGACCCCCCUCCACCACCUGCUCCGGCUGGCGACGCUGAUGCGCCGGUCGUCGCGCCGAAGACUGCACGCAGCGAAAGCUUCUCGUCACAGAAAUCCACCGACUCUCAAACAGCUGCUGAAUUCAUUAGAGACCAGAUGCAAUUGGAAGCCGACGCGCGCGAGGCUCUUCCCUAUAGCAUCGAAAGCUGCACCAAGAUUCUUGGUUCCCUUCGCCAGAGUGUCUUCGCCUGCCUUACCUGCAAUCCUCCGCCCGCCGAAUCGAAGGACCCUUACGACGGCGCAGGAGUUUGCUAUGCUUGCUCUGUCCAGUGCCACGGCGAACACACCCUUGUCGAAAUAUUUACCAAGAGAAACUUCACGUGCGACUGCGGUACUAAGAGAUUCCCAUCUACCAGCCCCUGCAGUCUGCGCAUUAACCCUGCGACUAAUACCAAGGGCGGCGUGCACUCGGAGGAGCCGGACGCGAACAACAAGUACAACCAGAACUUUAGGAACAGAUUCUGUGCGUGCGAGUGUGAUUAUGACCCGUUUCAGCAGAAAGGUACCAUGUUCCAGUGCUUAGGAUUGGGCACGUCCGAGACAGGCGGCUGCGGCGAAGACUGGUACCACCCUGGCUGCUUGGUUGGAAUGGGGCCCAAUUGGUUUGAGGGUAUGAAGAAGGAGAAGCCUACAACCGGGAAGGAACCCGCAGAGGCCACAUCUUUGCCCACAAUCUCGGAAGAUUCAGAAGCGCAUCCCGGGGACGAAGCCACAACCGCCAAGAAACAGGAUGAUGAUGGGGAGGAUGAGGACGAGGACCCACCGAUGCCCCCCGGCUUUCCAGGCGAAGACGACUUUGAAGCAUUUCUAUGCUACAAAUGCGUUAACGCCAACCCGUGGAUCAAGAAGUAUGCGGGCGCCAAAGGAUUCCUACCAGCGGUCUACUCGACGCAAAAGAACGCAGAUGCAUCAGGCACAGAGGAGACGACCAAGAAACGAAAGGCAGAAGAGGAUGUCGACUUAUCAGACGCUAAACGAUUAAAAAGUACUUCUGAGUCAACCGAGGACAAGCCCGACAGCAGUGCUCCGGAAGUCAAGCAAGAGACUCAGGAGGCAUCGUCCGCUACAUGCCGGUGGGCUGCACUGCCAUCACCACCGGCUGAAGAGUUCUCGCUCUUUAUGACAGAGGACUUUCGUAACAACAUCUGUAGAUGUUCAUCAUGCUACCCUAACCUGGACCCGCACCCACAGCUUCUGGAAGAGGAGGAAACGUACGAGCCGCCUCUGUCUGACGGCGGAAACUCGGAGCACGGAGGAUCCACAAAUGGCAGCGGCAGCCUACUGGAUCGUGGAGAGAGUGCCUUGCGCAAUGUAGACCGUGUCCGUGCAAUCGAAGGCGUCAUGGCGUACAACCAUCUGAAAGACCAGCUGAAGCCGUUCUUCCAGCAAUUUGCAGAGAGCGGCAAAGCGAUCGGCGCAGAGGACAUCAAGUCUUACUUUGCUAAGCUCAGAGGCGACGACCAGGCCAUCAAGGAUGCGGCAGGGGCAGCGAAUGGGUCAAAGGACGACGAGGACGACCAGCGUCGGGAGCAAAGUGGCUACUGA